UCUGAGCUUUUUAGGUCUUGGUUUUUCUGAUGAGUGAUUUCCUGAGCAUGCCUAGGGAAUGACAGGCAUCUCCACGGGCAGGCUAUAUCCACCUCGGCCGAGGUGUCGUCAUUGGCUGCCUAUUAGAAAAACCUACAGGACAAUGCAUACCACCGACUGCCGACUGUAAACACAGGGGAUAUGUGUUCACUUAGCACCGACUUCUGGGAGGGGCCAAGGAAGGGCGGUCUGCAGUUUUAUUGAAUAGAGCAGUGUGUAUGAGCUGCCUGCCUGCCUGCCCUCUUGCUGAGCUCCUGCUUCAAGAAACCGGUCCUUCCCUUCCGACUCAGUCCCCGGGAAGAAGUUUCAGCCUAUGAGGUAUCGUUAAAACAUUCCAGGAUCAUCCGAUCGAAUUCCACAGGGAUUAGUGAUCAACAAGAAAGUUCAGACGUGAAAAUCUGAUUGCUUAUCUUGCUACACAGAUGGCCAUUUCACCUCUGCCUGACUAAUUCCAAGAACACGGGUUCAUACCUUCUCAGCAGCCUACCCAUUGUCGGAUCGUUCUGUUGGGGCUGGGACCGCUGCCUCCACACAUCAGAAUUAGCCUCUGUUCUCAGACACAGAUCUGGAAGCUAGCAGCCUGAAAUCAGUGUGUCAGCAGACAUGCUCCUUCCGAAGACUCUAGGGAAGAACUGACUCCGUGCCUCCCUGCCACCUGCUGCUGACCUCAGGGGGAGAAGGCUGAAAAACAAGAAAGAAAAUCCGACGAUUCCUUUAAGAAGGGCUCUGCUUCAACGUGCUAAGACAUCAUCUGGUCUCCCUAAACCUGAAACCACGCCAUGGAUGAUUUUGAACGUCGCAGAGAACUUAGGAGGCAAAAGCGGGAAGAGAUGCGCCUGGAAGCAGAAAGAAUCGCCUACCAAAGGAACGACGACGAUGAGGAGGAGGCAGCCCGGGAACGGCGCCGGCGAGCCCGACAGGAGAGGCUGCGGCAGAAGCAGGAGGAAGAGUCUCUGGGGCAGGUGACCGACCAGGUGGAGGUUAACGCCCAGAACAGUGUGCCCGACGAGGAGGUCAAGACCACCACGUCCAACACGCAGGUGGACGACGACGACGAGGCGGCGCUGCUGGAGCGCCUGGCCCGGCGGGAGGAGAGACGCCAGAAGCGGCUGCAGGAGGCGCUGGAGCGGCAGAAGGAGUUCGACCCCACGGUCACGGAGGCCGGGCUGUCGCCGCCCAGCGGAGGGAUGCGGAACGACGCCGCCGAGAACGACACCGCCGCGAAGGAAGAGAAAAGUGCAAGUCGCCAAGAGAGAUACGAGACGGAGGAGACGGAAAUAGUCACCAAGUCCUACCAGAAGAAUGACUGGAGGGAGGCCGAAGAGCAAAAGAAAGAGGAGGAGGAGGAAGAGGAGAAGCCAAAGCGAGGGAGCAUCAGAGAAAAUCAGAUCAAAGAUGAGAAGAUUAAAAAAAACAAAGAGCCCAGAGAAGAAGUGAAGAGUUUCUUGGAUGGAAAGAAGGGAUUUACAGAAGUGAAAUCGCAGAAUGGAGAAUUCAUGACCCACAAACUUAAACACACCGAGAAUACUUUCAGCCGACCUGGAGGGAGGGCCAGUGAGGCCAAGGAGGCCGAAGGGGCUCCCCAGGUGGAGGCGGGCAAGCGCCUGGAGGAGCUGCGCCGCCGUCGAGGGGAAACUGAGAGCGAAGAGUUUGAGAAGCUCAAACAGAAGCAGCAGGAGGCAGCCCAGGAGCUGGAGGAGCUGAAGAAGAAGAGGGAGGAGCGAAGGAAGGUCCUGGAGGAGGAGGAGCAGAGGAGGAAGCAGGAGGAAGCAGAGCGAAAAGUCAGAGAGGAGGAAGAGAAGAGGAGGCUAAAGGAAGAGAUUGAAAGGCGGAGGGCAGAAGCUGCUGAGAAACGGCAGAAGAUUCCAGAAGACGGCUUAUCCGAUGACAAGAAGCCAUUUAAGUGUUUCACUCCUAAAGGUUCAUCUCUCAAGAUAGAAGAGCGUGCAGAAUUCUUGAAUAAGUCUGUGCAGAAAAGUGGUGUCAAAUCAACUCAUCAAGCGGCAGUUGUCUCCAAGAUUGACAGCAGACUAGAGCAGUACACCAGUGCCAUUGAGGGAACAAAAACUGCAAAACCUACAAAGCCAGCAGCCUCCGAUCUGCCCGUUCCUGCCGAAGGCGUUCGCAACAUCAAGAGCAUGUGGGAGAAAGGGAACGUGUUUUCGUCCCCGACCACCUCAGGAACACCAAACAAGGAAACUGCAGGCUUGAAGGUGGGGGUUUCCAGCCGCAUCAAUGAAUGGCUAACUAAAACCCCGGACGGAAACAGGUCACCUGCUCCCAAACCUUCUGAUUUGAGGCCAGGAGACGUCUCUGGCAAGCGGAACCUCUGGGAAAAGCAAUCCGUGGAUAAGGUCACAUCCCCCACCAAGGUUUGAGACAGUUCAAGAAAGAAGCCAGAGUAGCCACUCAAGAUGCUGGAGCAGCCCAGUUGAAGAGGGCUAAUGUGCUCGGUUUUAUAUUUAUGUUGAUUUACUAAAUUGGGUUAAUUUCCUUGUGUUUUAUUUUUCAUUAUCCCAGUAAACCCAUGUAUAUUAUCACUAUAUUUAAUAAUCACAGUCUAGAGAAGUUCAUGGUAAAAGUACUGCCUUUGCACAGGAGCCUGUUUCUAAAGAAACCCGUGCUGUGAAAUAGAGACUUUUCUACUGAUCAUCACAACUCUGUCUGAGCAGUGACACCAACCACAUCAGAAGUCAAACAGGAGGAGGUUCAAGGUGAAAAUUGCCUGAGGAAUGUGUGCAGUCUCCAGAAAAACAAACCAUAGAGGGGUUUGGUGUGGUUAUUUUUUGUUUGUUUUUUUAUUUUAAAUACAGAAGUCAUGUUGUUUCUGCACUUUAGAAUAAAGCAUGGAAGAAAUUUUCUUAGUAGGCGAUUGUAACACUUUCUGAAAGUAAUCCAUUUCAGAUUGGAGAUACUGCAAUAAUGAUUGUCUUUUUUUUUUUUUUAAUGUACUGUUAAGGUAUUACUUUUUUCAUGCUGAUGACUAUCUAAAUUGGAAGAUGAUGUUAGAAGACAGUGGUACUGAUUUCUUUAGGUUGGUUGCUUUGUGGAUUUCUUUGGUAGUGAUAGUAAACCACAUUUUAGAUGACCUGAUCAUGUAUGUAUGUGCAUACACAUAUACAAACACACUAAUGGUAGAAAGCUUUGUUGUGUGCUAGACUAUUAUAUUUAGCAGUAUGUCCUUGUAACUAGCCAAUAUCACAGCUUUUCAAAAAUUAAAAAUCACAAUAUUAAUAUUCAUAUUUGCCAAUAGAGAAAUGGCAGAGUAGGUUAUCAGUAUGUUUUCAAUGCCCAAUAGAUAACUGUAAGAAAAAAAGAGAGAGUCAAAAUGUCAAAAUGAAUUGACAUUUUCUAUACAGCAUGGAAUUUAGCUUAUAGUUAAAAGCAAUCUUGAAGUCCAAUAUGAAUUUUACUCAAUCUACCAUCUGGGUCAAACUCAAAGCUUGCUGAGAACUGUAUUCUGUUAGCAAUCAAGUUCAAAAUAGGUUGGCCUAGAUGAUAUCUGAGGUUUCUUCCUUGUCUAAAAUUUAAAGGUGGGAAUCUUAGUGACAAGAUUGUACAGAUUGAAAUACUGUGUAUGUGUAUACAAAGACCAGCUUUGGCUAAUGUCUGGAAGCAGAGAAGAAAAGUAAGCAAAAUCCAGAAUUUAAGAGUCAUGACAGUCCUUCCAUCUUUAUUAUACUGAACCAUUUUUUUAAAUUAAAUGUUCCUCCUUUUAUUAUUAAUCAUUGGUACUUGUCUUAAGUUGAUAAUGUGUUGAAGUUUCAAAAAUAUACGUAACGUUUACUAGUUUUACCAUUUUCCCCAAGAGUCUUUAUCAACUCGUCUUUUUUACACAUGCAAUCCACAGAGCAGAUCUUAUUUUAGCUUAUAAGUUAAGUGCUUGUCUAUUCUUCACAGUAGAUGAUAAAAGAGUACUCCGGUGUCUUGGCAACAUGAUCUAGCGUAGAGAUAGAUAGGAUAGUUCUAUAAACUUAUACCUCAUUUGACUUAACCAAAAGUGUCCUGGUCUCAACUGCUACCACAAUGAGGGAGCCUCCCAAACGACUCUUUUCUAAUCUACAGUAUUUCCCUGGAAGAGCUAGCCAGGGCAGGGCUGGCAUGAGUAGUGACUGCUGCCUUGCAAAGUCUAUUUUCCUCAAAAAACAGUAAAGAGUAGUUGAAUUCUCUAGCUUUUAGCAUACCUGGGCCAAAGGAAGGAAAGCCACCAAGACUGCACAAGUCACCCACCAUGACAGAGUAGAUAUGAGUCAAUGAUAAGACAAACUAGAACCCACGUGCGGUGCCUUUUUUAGCCUUGACUCUCGUCAUUGGCGUGAAAUGGAUUGAAGUUUGAAUUAGGGCCCAUGGCGAUGUAACUUUGCUUUGUUGUACUUUUGAACAGGAGCUUCUCAUGAUCACUAUUAUAUUUUGUUUUUCUAGAAAGUCUAAAGUUGAGAAAAGAAUAUAUCAAUCCUGACUUUUAUUCCAAUGUUUGGAUGGAAUAAGUUUUAGGGUAGAAUUUUGUUCAGUUUGGAUUUAAUCUUUUGAAAAAAUAAAUCCCAUGUUUACUUGUUUGAUUACAAUUCUCUUUGUUAUCUUUAAGAGGUAAAACUGCAAGGUGACUAGCAUGUUCUGUGAAUCUGCCAUUCCUAAAAAUUUUAUAAACACUUGAUGUUUUUCACUGAUAAUUGAUCGCUGCAAUAAAUAUAUAUUGUGAAAAUGCAUCCACAAUAAAUGGAAU
Molossus molossus (Pallas's mastiff bat) is the source of this 4762-nucleotide messenger RNA. It is a transcript of the gene CALD1, whose product is annotated as caldesmon 1. Gene Ontology annotation, cellular component: actin cytoskeleton. Gene Ontology annotation, molecular function: calmodulin binding; myosin binding; actin binding. NCBI's taxonomy places the organism in Eukaryota, Metazoa, Chordata, Mammalia, Chiroptera, Molossidae. Bases 819 to 2417 code for a protein of 532 amino acids. The record is from RefSeq and is a predicted model, not a curated record. The transcript is spliced from 18 exons. Gene Ontology annotation, biological process: actin filament bundle assembly; angiogenesis; muscle contraction.